Tetrahymena thermophila SB210 is the source of this 198-nucleotide messenger RNA. RefSeq lists its product as hypothetical. NCBI's taxonomy places the organism in Eukaryota, Ciliophora, Oligohymenophorea, Hymenostomatida, Tetrahymenidae. The transcript has a single exon. The record is from RefSeq and is a predicted model, not a curated record.
AUGAGAUUCUUUGCAAAAGGUAGAGAUAGAUACCCUGGAGGAUUCCUAUUUUAUUGGUAGAUCAAUAGCAGACUCAACCCAAACAAAUAUUUAAAAAAUGAUUAAAUGAUCUAAGAAAAUCUAUUUUAUUCUAUUGAGGAUAUUUCUAAUGAGUUUUAUCUACAUUGCAAAGAAUAUUAACUGAGCAUUUAAUUUUGA